UCCAACUCCGAUAUGCUAUACCAACACGCCCAGUCGUCAACCUUGGCAAGUUUCACCAGUCCUAGCAUACUUUGACCAGUCUAAACCAGUGAAACUGUCCGUGGAUGCGAGCCAGUACGGUGUCGGAGCAGUCAUCUUGCAAGAUGACCACCCCAUUGCAUAUUCGUCCCGCUCCUUAACUGCCACACAACAGCGGUAUGCCCAAAUUGAAAAGGAAACCCUAGCCAUAGUUCAUGGCUGCAUGAAAUUCAAGGACUACAUACUCGGUCAACCACUAGUCACGGUAGAAUCAGACCACCGACCCCUGGAAUCGAUCUUCAAGAAACCACUUUGCGAUUGCCCUCUUCGCCUUCAACGCAUGCGCCUCACGCUUCAAAGAUUCCCUAUCAGCGUGAUAUACAAACCAGGAAAGGAACUGUCUUUGGCCGACGCACUUUCACGCUUUCCUUGCAAAACAGAGCUGGUGGAUGAAACAGCACUUUCAAGUCAAUGUUGUUUCUUCGUUACCUGUUUCAGAUCAACAGCUGCUCAGUAUCAGAACGGAGGCUGAUAAGGACACCCUCAUGAACGAACUCUGCCGUUACGCGAGUACAGAGUGGCCCGAAAGCAAGCAGCAGCUCCCGGAUGCCUUAAAGCCAUACUGGAGCUAUCGUGAUGAGCUACACGUCGAGGAUGGGCUGCUUCUCAGAAGCAACAAGCUUGUAAUUCCUCCAUCAAAACGCAAGGAAGUUCUCGGCCUGCUCCACGCUGCACAUUGCGGCGAAGACAAAAUGAAGGCGAGAGCAAGACAGGUAAUGUACUGGCCAAACAUGAACGCCAACAUUUCUGAUGUAGCGAAGUCAUGCGCUGUUUGCGACAAGUACAAAAAAAGAAAUGCAAGGCUGCCCAUGCUGAGCCACGAACUACCGAGUUUGCCAUGGCAGGUUGUCGGGGUCGAUCUUUUUCACCACGAAGGCAAUGAUUACCUCAUAGUGGUAGAUUCUUAUUCGUUUUUCUUCGAGGUUGGCAAGCUUAGCCGGACUACCGCUGCUGCUGUGAUCAACGCAUGUGCAGAAAUCUUCGCGACACAUGGCAUUCCCGUCAAACUGUGCACUGACAACGGCCCUCCUUUCAACAGUGCAACAUUUCAAGCAUUCACAGGUCAAUUUAAUAUCAGCCACACCACUUCUAGCCCGUACCAUCCGCGCGCCAACGGCUUGGCAGAGCGUGCCGUUCAGGAAGCUAAACAUCUGCUAAACAAAUGCCCGUUUUCCACCCUUGAAUUUUACAGUGCGUUGUUGGAGUGGCGGAAUACUCCGAGGGACGAACAGUUGCAGUCGCCAGCUCAAAGGCUCAUGGGACGUCACACCAGAAGCCAACUCCCGGUUCUCAACUGUCACCUGGAGCCCAAGACGAUACCCACGGAAGCAGUUCGUCAGCGACUACAAGAAAUACGACAUAAACAGCGUUCCUACUACAACAGAACGACACGGGCUUUGCCAGACCUUCGUAGCGGAAACAGAGUGUCCGUAUACGACACGCUAAGCAGAACGUGGGCCCCGGCCAUGGUAAUCGGUCCUGCAGGGCCACCGCGAUCCUACUUAGUGGCUACGGACAGUGGACAGCAGUUACGCCGUACGAGAGAGCAUCUCAGGGCCACACAUGCUGCUCAGCCUGCUGAAUCACAAGCAGAAACCCGAAAACAGGCUAUGCCAAGUACCCCAGCAGAUGCAAUUCAAGUCCCACUUCGAAGAAGUGAACGGGUACGCCAAGUGCCGCAACGUUAUCCACUUCCUGAACGUAAAUAGCAAAGCAAUCCUUGUUUGGAAAUGAAAAUGUUCAUCAAUGUUCCUUGUUUUUUUUUCUCUUCUUUUUUUUCCAAGGAGGGGAAGAUGUACUGGAGCGCAAUAUCGUGCCUGGAAGUCGGCCAGUGCGCAUGUGCAACACGCCCCCUACUUAUCGCCGCGCUUCUUAUAUACCCGGCUACGUUUCGGAAUAAAGUGCUUUUGUUACCUGCUA
Dermacentor albipictus is the source of this 1998-nucleotide messenger RNA. The record is from RefSeq and is a predicted model, not a curated record. NCBI's taxonomy places the organism in Eukaryota, Metazoa, Arthropoda, Arachnida, Ixodida, Ixodidae.